Molecule: messenger RNA, 933 nt
Organism: Trypanosoma conorhini
Lineage: Eukaryota; Euglenozoa; Kinetoplastea; Trypanosomatida; Trypanosomatidae
Product: putative antigenic protein
Exons: 1
Coding region: 1-933 (310 amino acids)
Source: RefSeq, a predicted model, not a curated record
AUGCAGUCGCCGAGCUACUCCUCCUUCUACGUGAAGAUGCGCCAGGCGUACGCCGCGGCGGGGCCGCAGCGGCGGCCGGAGGCGAUGAGGCCCCCAACGCCCGCAGAGAUGACGACGACGCCGUCGCCCGCGUGCCGUGCGCCGGCCGCGGAGGGGCGCUACGACGCGGGCGCAAUCGCGGGGAUUGAAAGGAAGCUGGCGGCGGUCCGGGGGCAAAGCGGCACGCCGCUCUACCGCUGCAGCAAUGACCAGCGCGACGAGCAGGAGCGACUGCGACGCCAAGGCGGGGAACAGCAGCGGCAGCGGGGCGCAUCUUCUGCCUCUCCUCCCGUAGUGUACUCGGGCCACGACGGUGACCCCGCAACAAAGGGGUUAUGCGCCACGGUGGAGCAAGAGGUGGAAUUGGUGACUCCUGUGCUCUCGCCCCCGUCCUCGCGCUCCCCUAACGAGAACGGCCCACCUACGAAUCAGCCGUCACUCUCUCUGCCGUCUGCUGUUCCAGCCAGGAAGGAGCCGGAUGACGAUGAUAGGCUGACCCCGCAGGAGAUGUCCAUACUGCGUGUCGUCGAGUUUGCCGUUCCUGUCGUCGUGCACGCGCAGCUGGAGCCCGGGGCCAGUCUCGUGGAGGUGUGCGAGGAGGCGACAGUGAAGCUCUUUCCCUCCCAUUUGGUCCUCAUUCGACCGGACGGCGUCGCGGCCGUCGAGUUGGUUAUCGGGGAGCUCUACGAGCUGAACGAAGACGAGGGCGCAUCUGCGCUGGACUGCAUUGUGCAGGCACGGGGCACGACGCGGCGGCAACUUAUUCGGCUCACCUGCACCGACGCGAUAGCACGCGGCGCACUUUUCAAGCUCUUGUGUGCGAGGCGAACUCAGUUGGAGGAGGGCGCUGAGUGGCUGGAGAAGAACACCUCUGGGGCCGUUAGCAGAGGCUGA